AUGGCUAGCUUUUGGUCUCAAACUCGUAAAAACCCAACAACUAAAAAAAAUAAGCCUACAUCUCAAAGCAGUGGCAAGUUAAGUCAAGCUUCAGCGGCACCAUCUGCAGCCACAAAGACACAAGAUGAAUCUACUCGAGACCUCAUUAACGACGCAAGAAAAGACAAACUUCUCAAAUCUCUGUGGAAGAGCUGGCUAUUUAUGUUUCGUAAUGUAGGAAUUAGUAUUCCUCCAUGGUUUCGUACACGUUAUUUCAAGUUGACGAUAGGCCUAGUUAUCACACUUUUGGCAAUUAUGUAUGUGAUGAAACCGAAUUUGAGCGACAUCGGAUAUCCAAGGUCUUUACUCGUACUGAAGCCUGAAUUGUCACACGAAUCAUAUGAGCGAACAUUGGAUGUGAAGCAUAUUAAAGAGAAGUUCGAUCAUUUGUCAGCAAGGUAUAGGCACACAGAAGUCCAUGUGGUAAUUAGUGGGGGGCCUGGGUCUGGGAAAUCUGAACUUGCCAGACAGUUUGGACAGCAUGUAUACACUAACAAUAACGGGGCAUGGCCAUAUUGCUUUAACACUUAUUUCAGAAAACUUUUUAAUAUUUCCGUUCUCCCUCCAGUUGAUGUAAUCAGGUUAAAUGCGGAAUCUAUGACUGAUUUUCAGCAUUCAAUAGAAUACAUCAUUGGCACAUUUGAAGGAAAGCAUGCUAGUGAAAUAGCUUAUAGUAAAGACAUUGGAGAAAAAGAAGUAGUGGCGACUUUUCUUCAGCUUAAACAGGCUUUAAAAAAACGAUCGCGUAGACCAGUAUUAAUAAUUGACAAUGUCAAAAGAGCAAUGUACAGAUUUCUUUAUAAAAAUCGAAGCUACGGAAAGUGUCUACUACAUCCUGGUAAUGACGAUUAUGGUGAGAUAAGAGUUGUUGUAACUACUCAACACCGACCCAUCUACGAGUUAUCAAAAACUCACUACAUGAAUUUAUUUGAUGGUAUGCCUCCUAAUGAUUCUGUUAAAUUGUUAAACACUAUCACUAAGAUCCAUAAUGAUGACAAAAACGCAAGUUAUCUAGCAAAAGAAUUGGGUGGCUUGCCUUUUUCAUUAGCAAACGCAGCAAUUUAUAUUAAAACAGAAAGAACUCUCCACGGAAACGAGUCUUAUUUUCAUUACCUGCAAAAAUUUAAACUGGAUUUAGAAGCGUACAGGUCUGAUAUUGAUUUUUUAUGGAAUGAGGCAAAAUAUGAAGGCUUACCUUACAACUUAUCUAUGUUGACAACGUCAAUAAAAACAAUUAACCAGCUAGUUAACAGAAGCAAUAGGGACUUAUACAAAGAUCUCGCUUGCUUCGUGGGGUACUGUGACUCGCAGACGAUAUCCAUGCAACUUUUUUUGCAAUAUACAAGAAUGAACUCAGCCCUUCACGAUUAUACAGAAUACAGCGUUAAGGAGUUAAUUUAUCGAUCAUCAAUUUAUGAACUGCAGACUCGAUCAGGGCAUACGUUCAUUCUUUCGCAUCAAGUCACCAGAGAAGCAUCUCGUAUAGUUUGUACACCGAAAGGGCUUAACGACAACACAACUCAAGGAAAUCGCUUUAUUGAAAAUUCUUUUCAAAGGAUUCUUAAAGUGAUAUCCAAAGUAUUAGAUGACAAGCCAGAGGCUUCGUUAAACCAAAUGACAGAGUAUACAACGCUAAACUUUAAACUUGUGGAUGUUUUAAUGUCUUUGGUGUCGCAUUCUGUCCGGUUAAACCUUGCAUAUUCUCAAAUUAUAACCAAGGAAUUUUGUUGGAAAUUUCUUAACUCCAUGGCAGAACCCUACCUCUAUUGGCCAAAUAAGCAUAAAUCUACAGUCGUUAUGCCAGAAGUCACGUUCUUGGUAAAUAUGACGAAAGAAAGUUUCUCAGAAGGAAAGCCAGAGCUUGGAGCAUUUUUUUCCGUUCUUUAUAUAUAUUACACAGGAAACCAACGGCCUAGAGACCUUGAGAAAAUCGUGGAACUGGUUGAAGAUUUUGCUACGAGUUCUUUCAAGAACGUACAACAAACUUCAGUAGUAAAUACCACUCUUUUACUCAAUAUGAUGGGAACAGUUUACAGAGGUGUUGGCCAGAUAAUGUCGAAAGCUCAAAAAUUACAUGAACUUGCUCUCAAUAUUUCACAGAAGUAUAUCUCUUCACCAAUGAUUGCUGUCUCUUUGCAUUUACUGGGAGUUGUCCACAGAUACAGAAAACAACUUGACAUAGCUCAACAAUACCACGAACAAGCUGUAGAACUUGCAAGACAAAUCUACUCUGACAAACAUCCACGCCUAGGGGCCUUUCUUUUAAACCUUGCACUGGUAUAUAAUAGGCAGGGUGAACUAAAGAAAGCUAAGAUGAUGUAUCAAGAAGCAUUAGAUAUUACUAAAGAAGCGUAUGGUGUUCAUGAUCAAAGAGUUGCACGAGUUUUAAAUACUUUAGCGACAAAUUACUAUUCACUUGGACAGUAUAAUGACAGUAUUCAUGCACUCUUAGAGGCUUUAAGCAUCCACGAAGAAAUCCACGGUGAUAUCCACCCAAAUGUUGGCGAAACAUUAUAUAUCCUAGGUUUUACGUACCGUGCAAAAGGAGAUCUGCAACAAUCCCUGAAAACAUUAGAGCGAUCCCUUAAAAUACGAGAACAAUAUUAUGGGCCAGCACACUAUCAAGUUGGUGAAGUUUUGCACGAUCUGUCCAAUACACAAAGAGAAAUGCAUCAUUUAAAAGACGCAUUAUCGAACGGUGAGAGAUGUCUCGAGAUUUUCCAAAGAUCCCUCGGAGAAAAGAGUUCAGAGGUAGGAAAUACAUUAAAUGGGAUAGGUCUGAUAUACAGUGAGCUUGGAGACCUACAAAUGGCUAAACUUAAACACGAGAAAGCCUUAGAAAUAUUUAAGGAGUUAAGCAAACAGGGAUCUCAAGUUGUAGGUAUCAGUGAAACAUUAAAACAUUUAGGCAAUGUGUUCAGAAAGCUUAAAGAUACAAAAAAAGCACAGGGUUAUAUCAGGCAAGCUUUUUCAGUUCUUCGGACGGUAUAUGAAGAAAAUCACCCACGAAUCAAAGAAUUGAAUAAACUGUUAGAUGCGGCAACGUAGGAUCAAGAAUAUCUUUCUUCUUCUUUCUUCAUUCAAUUUCUCUGCUUUAUAAUACAGAAACUAAAUGAUAUUAAAAUUAAUUGACAUCGCUGGUCUCUAAUUGACCUAAUACUAAGUUAACACAAAGUUACUCACUCAAUAUUUAUGGAAGUGCGGUAUGGGAAGUGAGCUGAAUACUAAUCAUUGCUGUUUGGUUUUGCGGCCUUUCAUGUUGUUGCGAUAAAGAAUGACAUGAAAAAGGAAACUCCUAUAAAUUUCAAUUCAAAACCUAAUUGUAUUGUAUUUAACAAUGUCCGGAGGUAGCCUUGUAAGAAGUUAAGCUGCGUGGUUAAUGAACAGCUAGAUUUUUAAAAACAAUUAGAGAAGAUUUCUUCAUUAUCGCAACACCAUUUCUUUUAUUAGGUCUAAGAUUUUCAUAUUUAUUGGGUAGGAUUAAAGCAUUAAUACGUUUAGCAUCACAAUUUAAGUUACGGUUACAAAAAUCAAGAAUGUUUCUCAUUAUAUAUCUACUAAAGUUGAAGUUCUGUUCUUUUAAAUGUCCAGGUUGUAAUAGUGAUUAUAUUGGUAAGACAGAUAGAUGCUUAAUAACAGAAAUCAGAAAUAAUGUCAGUAGGAAGAAAUACCAUUAACAAAGGAAUAAUCCAUUUCAGAAUAGGGGUUGGCAUAGGCAGGAGCUAUCACAUACCCAGUUAAUCCUACUCAUAUGGUGGUGUUCAUAGUAUAAUUAGCAAAGUAUCAGUUAUUUCUUCAUUGUACACUAGGCUUAAUUAUUUUUAUUAAGUUGUAUAAAUUUAUCUAAAUUUACCAUAGAGCAUCAUCAUUUCUGUUUGCUGUAUUUGUAGGUAUUAUAGUACAUUUACUUAAAUAAAAUCUGGUUAGGUUUUAUGUAUUUAAGUAAAUACAAUCCAAUAAUACCUGUAUUUAUUUAAGUAAAUGUAUUAAGUAAUAUACAGUACAUUAAUA
Anneissia japonica is the source of this 4050-nucleotide messenger RNA. RefSeq lists its product as uncharacterized. The coding region runs from base 1 to 3087 and encodes 1028 amino acids. The transcript has 3 exons. Gene Ontology annotation, molecular function: protein binding; ATP hydrolysis activity. The record is from RefSeq and is a predicted model, not a curated record. Lineage: Eukaryota; Metazoa; Echinodermata; Crinoidea; Comatulida; Comatulidae.